Hemicordylus capensis (graceful crag lizard) is the source of this 1530-nucleotide messenger RNA. RefSeq names its product tetratricopeptide repeat domain 4 (gene TTC4). Gene Ontology annotation, molecular function: Hsp90 protein binding. The transcript is spliced from 10 exons. The record is from RefSeq and is a predicted model, not a curated record. Lineage: Eukaryota; Metazoa; Chordata; Lepidosauria; Squamata; Cordylidae. The coding region runs from base 235 to 1185 and encodes 316 amino acids.
GAAGCUGGCAGCUGAAUUCCUGGAUCCUGAUGGCGGAGAGUGCGGAGGACCAUGAGGCGGACCUGGACGCUUUCUUGGACAAGUUCCGGGGCCCCCAGCGCUACGAGGGGGCCUUCAGCCCAGAGACCUGGGAGCAGGAAUUUGACAAGAUUCCAAUGUUCAUGAAGAAAGCACCCUCUGAAAUAGAUCCUGAGCAGCAUCCUGACCUGGCAUGCCUUCAGUCUAUAGUUUUUGAUGAAGAACAGACCCUUGAAGGCAACUGCCUAUAAAAAUGAGGGCAAUGAUUACUUCAAAGAAAAAGAUUAUAAGAAGGCUGUGAUAUCAUAUACCGAAGGGCUAAAGAAGAAAUGUAACGACCAAGAGCUGAAUGCUGUACUUCAUACAAACAGAGCUGCAGCCCAGUUUUAUUUGGGCAACUAUCGCUCUGCUCUCAAUGAUGCUGUUGCAGCAAGAAAGCUGAAACCCAACCAUUUUAAAGCAAUACUAAGAGGAGCGCUGUGCCAUAUGGAACUCAGACAUUUUGCUGAAGCCAUGAUAUGGUGUGAGGAGGGGCUGAGAAUAAAUCCCAAAGAAAAGAAACUUCUGGAAACAAGAACCAAAGCUGACAGAUUAAAGCGUACUGAAGAGAGGGAUUUAAGAAAAGCCAAAUUACAGGAGAAGAGAGAAGGGUCUCAGAAGGAAGUCUUACUCAAAGCUAUCAAGGAUCGGAAUAUCAAAUUGUCUCCACUAUCUUCUGUAGAUGACAGUGUAAUGUCAGCUGGCCUGGCUAAGAUAUCUUUAGAUGGAUUUAGCUCAGAGAGUGCUAUCGGUGCCAAAGUCUGUCUAGAUGAGAACGGCAACCUUACCUGGCCAGUAUUGUUCCUGUAUCCUGAGCAUGGGCAAACUGACUUGAUCUCCGCUUUUCAUGAAGAAUCCAGAUUUAUUGACCAUUUAAUGAUCAUGUUUGAAGAGCUACCUCCUUGGGAUGUAGAAAAAAAAUAUAUUCCCAGUGAAUUAGAGCUUUACUAUGAGGAUGAAGAAAAAGAAGAAAUAUAUCAAAUAGACACACAAACUACAUUGUUACAAGUACUACAACACCAAAGGUACUUCAUAAAAGCUGGGACACCUACCUUCUUGGUUUUGGUAAAACUUGCUCCGUUCUCUAAAAACUACUUAUCCAGAAAGAAGAUUCACCGACUAAAGUGAAAUCAUCAUGAACUUCUUUAAUUUAAAAAAAGUGGGGAGGGGGGAUCAGCAGCACAUACUGUAGUAAACCCUCUUCAGAUUUAUAGACUGGAACAUUUUGUACAUUUGUAUUUUUCUCUACCACAAUAAGAUGACAAUUUAUUAGCAUUUUGUCUUACCUGUCCCAGGCCUCUGUAAAACUUGCCUGAGAAGGAAAGAAAAAUGUGGAGUAUAAGAGGCCUGCAAAAAUUAAGCUGGCAUUUAUAGAAGUUUCCUUUUGUAUUACAAAAUCAUUUGAGUGAAUAUUCCUUAUUUAUGUAUCUUCUUAAAUAUAAAGAAACUGGUCAAAACUGGCCAUAUUACUCA